This is a messenger RNA of Solanum tuberosum (potato), 467 nucleotides long. Its product is annotated as oleosin 1. The coding region runs from base 21 to 467 and encodes 148 amino acids. The transcript has a single exon. Gene Ontology annotation, biological process: sexual reproduction; lipid storage. The record is from RefSeq and is a predicted model, not a curated record. NCBI's taxonomy places the organism in Eukaryota, Viridiplantae, Streptophyta, Magnoliopsida, Solanales, Solanaceae. Gene Ontology annotation, cellular component: monolayer-surrounded lipid storage body; membrane; extracellular region.
UCAAAAGAAUCUCAUCAAUUAUGGCUGAUUAUUAUGGGCAACCCCAACAUACUCAGCACCAGUUCCUCCACGGAGCUGGGCAGCAGCCUCGUUCUCACCAGAUGGUGAAGGCAGCUACUGCGGUUACCGCCGGUGGAUCUCUUCUUCUUCUGUCCGGGUUAACUUUAGCUGCAACGGUGAUUGCGCUCACUAUAGCGACCCCCGUGCUGGUGAUUUUUAGCCCGGUGAUUGUACCUGCUGUUAUUACUCUCUUUUUGUUGUUCUCAGGGUUUUUGGCUUCCGGCGGAUUUGGCGUAGCGGCGAUAAGUGUGUUGUCGUGGAUUUAUCGAUACGUGACGGGAAAGCGACCACCCGGUGCAGAUCAGUUGGAGCAAGCAAGGCGUAAGUUGGCUACUAAAGCUGGGGAGAUGAAAGAUAAGGCUCAGGAGUUUGGGCAGCAGCACAUCACUGGAACCCACCAGACUUGA